GGGUUAAAAGAAAAGUUGAUUUCUCACCUACCUAGUUAAGUUUACUGUCCCCUGAAGAGCUCUGAUUGGGUGGAAUGUUCUGCUCCCCCCUCAUCUUUCCCCAGGAUAGUCCCAUGUAGGGAAUGAGAUUAGUCUAAUGGCAUGGAUGUGGCAACCCUAAUCUGCCUUUGAAAAUCCUUCCCCCAAAUUUAAUCACACAUACAAAGCAGCCCUUUCCUUCAUGUAAGAAAAAUAUAUAUAUUAAAAAACUGCCAUGUACUAAUGAACUUUGUAAUGCUUGCUGAUUGCAAUGUGUCUUUUUUGUUUGGUGACAAUCGAAGUGGCUUAUUAAGAAAUAUUGCAUUGUCCCCAUCUCAAGGGAUUUGCAGCUGAAGCAAUUAGAAGGCUUCCUGAAAAGCUCCCAUAGAUCCGUCAACCAAUGGAAGUGUAUUUGAACUGUAAACAGAAGCUGAGGUUACCAUGGUAUAUUCUUCUGCCAACCAGCAAUUGCUAUUCUUGGCAAAGAGUGUGUCUGGGGAAACACACUGUUUCUCUGACUCCUUGGAGCAAAGUAACUUUCCCUCAAUAUGGCUUUUCCAAGUCCUUUUUCCAAGGCAAAGGAUUUGGAUCCUCAAAUUCACUCGAGGAGCAGGUCUGGAAGAAGCCCACUUGUUACCUCCCAGAACUUCGGGAAGGCCUCAAGCAAAAUCUGUGGAGAAGAGCAUGAAGCUCUCAAGAGGGACCAGGUCCAACAAGACAAGAUCUGGAGAGAGGCUGUGGAGGCUGAGAGGAAGGCAACCAAAUAUUGGUAUCAGAACUGGAGUUUCCUAAAGGACUAUGAUCCCCUGGGCAAGAAAAAAGUGUCUGCCCAACUCCCUGAAUAUAUAUCAAUAUUUUCGGACAAAAUUCCCAAUACCACCAACCACGUUAUUGGCAGCAGAAUGAACACUGAUCUUGGUAAAACACUGAUAAAAAUGGACUAUUUCCUCAAUUAUGGAAGAAGAAAAACAAAAACUGAGAAAGAACUCCAGCCUUCCUAAAACUAAAUAGAAAUCUUGCUGUUAAAAAAGUGCUCAUCUGUACUUUCUGAAAUAGGAUUGAUGUAAAAAACUUUGUACAUUUACCCUUUCAGACUUAAUUCUUCUGCAAACUGAUCAGCGAUGAUAUUUAGCAAGUUAAAGUUGAUAGCAAAGUUUGCUAAUAUUAUCCUUGAACAUGGUCAUACAUAAACACUAAUCUUUACAGUUUCAGUGUUUAGAAAAUAGUGGUGCUGCAUCCCAGUCUUGAAAGCAUAAACUGCAUGAGGUUGUAUGGAGGUCCAUUUUCUUUUUUUUCAUUCUGUAGAAAAACUGUAUUUCUUCCACCAAAAUUAAGCCUGAAAUUUUAUUGCAGUUGACAGGGCUGACCUGUUUAUACAUUGCAAAGGCUUAGCUGGUCAUUAAAUGUAUCUAUUUGGCUUUUGCAUAUGGAUUAGGGGCAGGGUAGAAGGGAGGCGUU
Ahaetulla prasina is the source of this 1476-nucleotide messenger RNA. RefSeq names its product chromosome 1 C2orf50 homolog (gene CIMIP5). Lineage: Eukaryota; Metazoa; Chordata; Lepidosauria; Squamata; Colubridae. The coding region runs from base 567 to 1019 and encodes 150 amino acids. The record is from RefSeq and is a predicted model, not a curated record. The transcript is spliced from 4 exons.